Messenger RNA from Microthlaspi erraticum, 681 nucleotides. NCBI's taxonomy places the organism in Eukaryota, Viridiplantae, Streptophyta, Magnoliopsida, Brassicales, Brassicaceae. The record is from the annotation of a GenBank genome assembly.
AUGGUUGAGAUCUUUGAUCCAACAUAUACAAGAAGCCAGCGGAGUAUCUACAAAGAAAGAGCCAACAACAUCUACGAAGACAAUUCUGCAUGUGUCACUCAACUCAAAGAAGGCUACAUCAAGAGCGACAGGACAAAACACAUCCCUCCAAGAUUUUUCUCCUACACUCAAGAACUCGAGAAGAAUCAAGAAGUGGAUAUUCAGUAUGUUCGCUCAAGUGACAACGCAGCUGAUCUCUUCACAAAGGCGCUUCCUACUACAGUGUUCAAGAAGCAUGUUCAAGUAUUGGAAUGCGUCGUCUACAAGAUUUGUGAAGAGAAGACUAUAUCUAUUUUCAGGGGGAGUUUGCUUCGCGAAUGGACAGAGCUACGCGGCAGCGGCAGAUCCGCCACAGAAGCUAGGGUUUCUCUCGUUCUCGCUCUCGCCUCUCAGGCUUCCUCUGCCUCUCAACGCCUCUUGGCUGAUUUGGCGGUGGAGACUGCGAAAUACGUGUUUCCGAAGAGAUUCAAUAGCUCAAAUCUGGAAGAAGCGUUGAUGUCUGUUCCGGAUCUGGAGACGAUGAAUUUCAGAGUUCUUAGCAGGACAGACAAAUACGAGAUUAGAGAAGUCGAGCCUUAUUUUGUGGCCGAGACUACAAUGCCAGCGGAAAAUGGCUUCAAGGUCUUUCAACGUGUUAGCUGA